Rana temporaria (common frog) is the source of this 3563-nucleotide messenger RNA. RefSeq names its product adhesion G protein-coupled receptor D2 (gene ADGRD2). Gene Ontology annotation, cellular component: membrane. NCBI's taxonomy places the organism in Eukaryota, Metazoa, Chordata, Amphibia, Anura, Ranidae. Bases 160 to 3336 code for a protein of 1058 amino acids. The transcript has 26 exons. Gene Ontology annotation, molecular function: G protein-coupled receptor activity. Gene Ontology annotation, biological process: adenylate cyclase-activating G protein-coupled receptor signaling pathway; cell surface receptor signaling pathway. The record is from RefSeq and is a predicted model, not a curated record.
CACAAAUAACUUUCCCAGACGUCAGAUUUAACUAUAGCAUGCAGAUGGAUGCUCGCUGUCCCAUUAACAGGACACAUGGCUGAUAAACAAGACAGCUUAGCUUUCUCUUUUCAUGUCUAAGGGAUUAUUUUCAGACAUCUGAUUUGUUAAGAAACAAGGAUGGGAUCACAGUGUAUAUUUAAAAUAAAUCAUCACAUUUUCAAGAUCCUGCUUUUUGUCUUUCUGGUCUUUGGUAUAUGCAGCUGCUGGAAUGAGCCGGAAUCAAACCAAUCUCAAGUCAUAGAUUCCUGCAGCUCCGGAAUUUUCAUUGAAAGUCAUCAUGGUGUAUAUGAGUAUAUUAGCAAGCCUUUCACUCAGCAACAAGCCAAUAAACAUUGUGAACAUAAGUUUGCAUCUCUGCUCUCUGGUACAAGGGGCAUCAAGGAGUUGGUUGCAAAUUUGGUGCAAUUCCCUGUAUGGCUGAAAGAGGAAAACCAUAUACCCAAAACCCAGGCACUGCCUACCCUGGUAUUUGAGAAGAGGACAGAUACGAAGUAUGCAAAACUGCUGGCACACUUUCCAUCUUUGUCAGAAAUCACUGUAUGUGCUUACAUACAAUGGGGCAACUCACAUAAAGAAUUUGCAACAGUCUUUUCGUAUGCAGUAUUUAACUUCAGUAAUGAGUUUCAACUGCGAGGAAUGAGUGAUGAGGAUGGAUUUGUCAAAUUUGCUAUCAUAGUUCAUGGGCAACAUUCAGGAUACUCACCAAUGUUCCCCAAUGAUGGAACGUGGCAUCAUUUGUGUAUAACUUGGCAAAAAUGGAAUGGUACCACGACCCUUUAUGCUGAUGGGAAAUGGAAAGCCUACUCUAAACUGUCUGCAUCAGAGGAUAUCAUCAAAGAUGGUAUUUUUAUUAUUGGACAAGACCAAGAUUCCUACGGCGGCACAUUUAAAGAGAAGGAAUCCUUUAGUGGUAAUAUCACAGAAUUCAAUGUCUGGGCAAAGGUUCUAAGUGCAGAACAAAUAGAAAAGGUUUCACUGGGCAGGAAUGUGGAAAAAAACAUUAUAUUUGGUUGGAGGACCCACCAGUUGGAAGUUGAAUCUUCUGUUAAAAGAAUGAAGAUAGAAACUGUAUGUACAGGAUGUUCAAUACAAUGCAAAGUUCUGCAGAACAGUGAUGGUGACACAAAUUACAAGCCUUGUACAGAGAAAAUACCAUUUGUUUGCUACUAUACACGAGAAACUUAUCAACACCUGAGAAAUGCCAACAAAAGGAAUAAAAACCAAACUUUUGCAAGCAGGGUGAAUGUUAUUGCAAAUCGCACAUUGAUUCCAGAACACUCCUUCUCUAGUGAGUGCCACCACUUUAAUUUUUCAGAAGCACUAGCGGGUCUCCAGGCCAUUGAGGAAGGUCUAGAAACAGAUGGAAGUUCUUUGGAUACCAUGGAUGUUCUGGGUGUUAUCCAGCUUCUGAAAGAAGUGGCUGAUAUGGAUGUAAUUAAGAGUCAAGAGAACCUAGAAGACUUGAGUCACCAUUUUGUACAUGUCACAGGAGAGCUUCUUGAUUACCAUGACCCAAAUCUUUGGUCUGAAGUUGAUUUGGUUAUUAAAGGUCCAAUGACAAUAAUUCAAACAGUGGAGAAAAUGGCGUCCAAACUUGUUCUACUUCUUUCUACUGAAAAAAAUGAAAUCUGCAUACAUCACAGGAAUCUUGAAAUUAGUGUAAGUAAAGUGGAUGGGAAUAUUGAUAAGCACAUUUACAAAGUGCAAAGCACCAAGAGAGUGGAUAAAAUUGAAAUUCCUGGGACUGAACUCAAGAUAAUCAAACAAGAAGGUCAUACAAAUAUUGCUGUGGUGAAUACAUGGUUCGAUUUUAACUCAUUUGAACAUUUGUUUGGUGGCCGCAGUCCUAAUUUAGUUCAAGGAGACAGAACAGUGCUGGAUGGAGAAUAUAAGCAUCUGAGCACUUACCUAGGAUCAGCUAUUAUAUCUUCAACCGUACUAUGUGAUGAGGAAGAAAGGAGCACACCUGUACAGUAUUACCUCUGGCACAAAAAUAAGAUUCAAAAUGAAGUAAAGAAGCGGAAACAGAUUCCUAUCUGUGCCUUUUGGGAUUUUGGCAUCCGGACUGAACAUGGAGGAACAUGGUCCACUGCUGGAUGUACCAUUAAAAAUAUUCUUGAUGAUGCAACCAUAUGUUUUUGUAAUCACACCACAAAUUUUGCUAUCCUGUUGCAAGUGUAUGAUGUCCAGAGAAGUACAGAAGAAGAGUGGAUUCUAAGAACCUUGACGUUUAUUGGCUGUGGAGUAUCAUUAUGUGGUCUUGUGGUGACUUUUAUGCUCUUCCUCAUCGUGGGGGUUCCAGUAUCAGAGAGGACAACUGUUCACAAGAAUCUGAUAUUUGCUCUUGCUGCAGCAGAGGCACUGCUUAUGUUUAGUGAUAUGGCAAAAGAUAAUGAGGUUCUCUGCAUCACAGUUACAGCUUGUCUUCACCUGUUUUUUAUGGCGGCCUUUGCUUGGAUGUUAGUUGAAGGCCUACUAUUGUGGAGUAAAGUUGUUGCAGUAAACAUGAGUGAAGGCAGAAGAAUGACAUUUUAUUACAUCACUGGAUGGGGUCUUCCAGUCAUUAUUGUAAUCGUGACCUUGGCAACCUCUUUAGAUAAAUAUGUGGCAGACAGUCACUGCUGGCUAAACACACAGACUGACAUAAUAUGGGCAUUCGUGGGUCCUGUUCUUUUCAUAUUAACGGUCAACACUUUUGUUCUGUUUCGUGUGGUUAUGGUGACAAUCUCUAGUGCUAGAAGACGCUCCAAGAUGAUGACACCCAACUGUAGUCUAGAGAAACAGAUUGGCAUCCAGGUCUGGGCCACUGCAAAACCCAUAAUUGUGCUGCUCCCUGUCUUAGGACUGACCUGGUUGUGUGGUAUUUUGGUACAUCUCAGUGUAAUCUGGGCCUAUGUUUUUAUCUUAUUGAAUUCAUUUCAGGGGCUUUAUAUUUUCUUGGUUUAUGCCAUUUACAACAGUGAGGUCAGAAAUGCCAUUCAGAGGAUGAAAGAAAAGAAAAGGGCCCUUUCAUUCACGAAUUGUUCUCAGCCAACAAACUAUUUAUCCAGUCCAAGGAAUACAAUGUGGGACACUGGAAAACCAAGCCUCAACCCAUCUAAAAGUAGUUUAUCCACUAUGCCAAUAAGAAAUACACCAGGCAAGGGAAAUGUAGUCGUCAAGAACCCUGUAAACAUAUAUUCCAUCCUGUCCACUGACAACACAGCAGUAGAACUCACAUCUUUCAAAACGUCAGUUGAUUGCCCAAGUCACAUUCAAGAGAAGAAGGCGGAUGUGGAAUAUAUAGCAGCUUGAUGAUCUAUUAACUAACGGAAGACAUUGAAGCGAUACCCUAUGGAUUGAAAAGAAUAUAUUUUUGGGUUGCAGAGUACUCUAGGUCAUCAUACUAAUUGUUUAAAAACUAUUGUGUAAAACAGCCAAAAUGACUUGUAUUUACAUUUGUCCAUGUGUCAGCCUAUAAUAGAAAAACAGCUGGCUAUGUAAUAAAACAUUGUCCAAAAUAAAAGCCUAUGUCCUUAAAA